AUGCGUAACUUAUUGCAAUUCUUGAAUACGAGUAGGUUCAAAAUACAACUGUCGUGUGCAUACAGCAGCCGCUUCCAUAGUGACGACGAUUCGUCAUCGGUUCUCAAGAGCGCCAUCCUUCGUUUCCUCAAUUCCCUUCCCCUGAAACCACCUCCGACACGAUCUAUACCCAUCAGUACCCUCGUCUCAGGCUCUUUUUCUUUCGAACUCUCUUCCCAAUCAUGGCAGCUAAGGGAAAACACGGUAAAGUCCUCCUGUCCUCCAUCCUAG
Messenger RNA from Cadophora gregata, 270 nucleotides. RefSeq lists its product as uncharacterized. The record is from RefSeq and is a predicted model, not a curated record. The transcript is spliced from 4 exons. The coding region runs from base 1 to 270 and encodes 89 amino acids. Lineage: Eukaryota; Fungi; Ascomycota; Leotiomycetes; Helotiales; Ploettnerulaceae.